Molecule: messenger RNA, 4410 nt
Organism: Marmota flaviventris (yellow-bellied marmot)
Lineage: Eukaryota; Metazoa; Chordata; Mammalia; Rodentia; Sciuridae
Source: RefSeq, a predicted model, not a curated record
CCGCCGCCUCCGCUUAGCCUCGCGCUCGCCGAGCCGAAUAUGAUAGAUACCUAGCAUCCAGCAAAAUAAUGGCAGCUGCUUACCUUGACCCCAACUUGAACCACACGCCACACUCAAGUGCUAAGACCCACCUGGGUCCUGGCAUGGAACGUUCUCCUGGUGCCAUGGAGCGAGUAUUGAAGGUCUUUCAUUAUUUUGAAAGCAAUAAUGAGCCAACCACCUGGGCCAGUAUUAUCAGGCACGGAGAUGCUACUGAUGUCAGGGGCAUCAUCCAGAAGAUAGUGGACAGCCACAGAGUGAAGCAUGUGGCUUGCUACGGGUUCCGCCUCAGCCACCUGCGGUCGGAGGAGGUUCACUGGCUGCAUGUGGACAUGGGUGUCUCCAGCGUGAGGGAGAAGUAUGAGCUUGCCCAUCCUCCGGAGGAGUGGAAAUAUGAAUUAAGGAUUCGUUACUUGCCAAAAGGAUUUCUGAACCAGUUUACUGAAGACAAGCCAACUCUGAAUUUCUUCUACCAACAGGUAAAGAGCGACUACAUGCUAGAGAUAGCAGACCAAGUGGACCAGGAAAUUGCUUUGAAGUUGGGUUGCCUAGAAAUACGGCGAUCAUACUGGGAGAUGCGCGGCAAUGCACUGGAAAAGAAGUCUAACUAUGAAGUGUUAGAAAAAGAUGUUGGUUUAAAGCGAUUUUUUCCUAAGAGUUUACUGGAUUCUGUCAAGGCCAAAACUUUAAGAAAACUGAUCCAACAAACAUUUAGACAGUUUGCCAACCUUAAUAGAGAAGAAAGUAUUCUGAAAUUCUUUGAGAUCCUCUCUCCAGUGUACAGAUUUGAUAAAGAAUGCUUCAAGUGUGCCCUGGGGUCAAGCUGGAUUAUUUCAGUGGAACUGGCAAUCGGCCCCGAAGAAGGGAUCAGUUACCUAACAGACAAGGGCUGCAAUCCCACACAUCUGGCUGACUUCAACCAAGUGCAGACCAUUCAGUAUUCCAACAGUGAAGACAAAGACAGAAAAGGAAUGCUACAGCUCAAAAUCGCAGGUGCCCCCGAGCCUCUGACAGUGACAGCCCCAUCCCUGAGCAUCGCCGAGAACAUGGCGGACCUAAUAGACGGGUACUGCCGGCUGGUGAGCGGAGCCACGCAGUCCUUCAUCAUCAGACCUCAGAGAGAAGGUGAACGGGCAUUGCCAUCAAUACCCAAGUUGGCCAACAGUGAGAAGCAAGGUGUACGGACACAUGCGGUCUCUGUGUCAGAGACAGACGACUAUGCCGAGAUAAUCGAUGAAGAAGAUACUUACACCAUGCCCUCAACUAGGGACUAUGAGAUUCAAAGAGAAAGAAUAGAACUCGGACGCUGUAUUGGAGAAGGCCAGUUUGGAGAUGUGCAUCAAGGCGUGUACAUGAGUCCAGAGAAUCCAGCUUUGGCUGUCGCAAUUAAAACAUGUAAAAACUGUACUUCGGACAGCGUGAGAGAGAAAUUCCUCCAAGAAGCCUUAACAAUGCGUCAGUUUGACCAUCCUCACAUUGUGAAGUUGAUUGGUGUCAUCACAGAGAACCCCGUGUGGAUAAUCAUGGAGCUGUGCACACUGGGAGAGCUGAGGUCAUUUUUGCAAGUAAGGAAAUACAGCUUGGAUCUGGCAUCUCUGAUCUUAUAUGCCUAUCAGCUCAGUACCGCACUGGCGUAUCUGGAGAGCAAAAGAUUUGUACACAGGGACAUUGCUGCUCGAAAUGUCCUGGUAUCCUCAAAUGAUUGUGUAAAAUUAGGAGACUUCGGAUUAUCUCGGUACAUGGAAGACAGUACUUAUUACAAAGCUUCCAAAGGAAAAUUGCCUAUUAAAUGGAUGGCUCCAGAGUCAAUCAAUUUUCGACGUUUUACCUCAGCUAGUGACGUGUGGAUGUUUGGUGUAUGUAUGUGGGAGAUUCUGAUGCAUGGUGUGAAGCCUUUUCAAGGAGUGAAGAACAAUGAUGUGAUCGGUCGAAUUGAAAAUGGGGAAAGAUUACCAAUGCCUCCAAAUUGUCCUCCUACCCUCUACAGCCUUAUGACGAAAUGCUGGGCCUAUGACCCCAGCAGGCGGCCCAGGUUUACUGAACUUAAAGCGCAGCUCAGCACGAUCCUGGAGGAAGAGAAGGCUCAGCAGGAAGAACGGAUGAGGAUGGAGUCCAGAAGACAGGCCACCGUGUCUUGGGACUCUGGAGGGUCCGACGAAGCACCACCCAAGCCCAGCAGACCUGGUUACCCUAGUCCGCGCUCCAGUGAAGGAUUUUACCCCAGCCCGCAGCACAUGGUGCAGAGCAAUCAUUAUCAGGUCUCUGGCUACCCUGGUCCACACGGACUCACAGCCAUGGCUGGCAGCAUCUACCCCGGCCCAGCAUCUCUCUUGGACCAAUCAGAAUCGUGGAAUCACAGGCCCCAGGAGAUACCCCUGUGGCAGCCCAACAUGGAGGACUCGGCAUCGUUGGACCUGAGAGGAAUGGGGCAGGUAUUGCCCGCCCACCUGAUGGAAGAGCGACUGAUCCGACAGCAGCAGGAAAUGGAAGAAGAUCAGCGCUGGCUGGAGAAAGAGGAGAGAUUUCUGAAACCUGAUGUGAGGCUAUCUCGAGGCAGCAUUGACAGGGAGGACGGGAGUCUUCAGGGGCCGACUGGAAACCAACACAUCUAUCAGCCUGUGGGCAAACCAGGAAGUCCUUCUGCUUUGCCAGAUCCUGCGGCUCCACCAAAGAAACCUCCACGCCCCGGAGCCCCCGGCCACCUGGGCAGCCUCGCCAGCCUCAGCAGCCCUGGGGACAGCUACAACGAGGGUGUCAAGCCAUGGAGGCUUCAACCCCAGGAAAUCAGUCCCCCUCCCACUGCCAACCUGGACCGGUCCAAUGACAAGGUGUAUGAGAACGUGACGGGCCUGGUGAAAGCUGUCAUUGAGAUGUCCAGUAAAAUCCAGCCAGCCCCACCCGAGGAGUACGUCCCUAUGGUGAAGGAAGUUGGCUUGGCCCUGCGGACACUAUUGGCUACCGUGGAUGAGACCAUUCCUGUCCUCCCAGCCAGCACACACCGAGAGAUCGAGAUGGCACAGAAGCUGCUCAACUCUGACCUGGGAGAGCUCAUCAGCAAGAUGCGGCUGGCCCAGCAGUGCGCCAUGACCAGCCUGCAGCAGGAGUACAAGAAGCAGAUGCUGACUGCCGCCCACGCCCUCGCAGUGGAUGCCAAGAACCUGCUGGAUGCCAUUGACCAGGCGAGACUGAAGAUGCUUGGGCAGGCAAGGCCACAUUGAGCCCGCCCGGGGGCUGUACUUCUUCCCUGGGAAGGUGUUCACCGGCCUUCCACCAGCAGCCAGAGCCAGCGUGUCCUCAGGCGCCAGCACCACAUCUCCAGCUGAGCAACAGCUGGCUGAAAACCUCUCACAUAAGUUUAACCACAUCUUGGGUUCAUUUUUGUUAUUCUUUUUAAAUCAUGGGGUUCAGAAAAGUCUGGGGUCCAUAAUGUGGCAUUUUUCAAGAAUGAAAAUUAUACAUUAAGAAGCUUUUUUAAGAACAUGAAGGCCAGAUGCAAUGGUGCAUGCCUGUAAUCCCAACAACUGGGGACACUGAGGCAGGAAGUUUGCCAGUUCAAGGCCAGCUUCAGCAACUUAGCAAGACCCUGUGUCAAAAUGAAAUUAAAGCAGAAAUGUGAAGAGCAGUUGGUAUUCCUGUUAGUGGGAAUGGCCUGGGGGCUGUGUUCAUUCCUGACCUGCCUUCACUGAAUAUAGGAAGAAGAGAAUGUGGUGAAGAAUCCCAGGAGACCCAGGAGGCUGAGGAUUCCUUUCUUGCCAUAGCAUUAUUAUCCAGACUGGGGUUUGGCUAGAACACCCUUCUGUUGCAAUAUGCUAAUCCCAUUUACAAAGAAAGAAUAUAAAAGCUAUAUUUUGAAGACUCAAAUCAUUUCAGAAAAAAAAACUAGCACCCUUCUGUCUCCCGCCUUUCACUUUACGUGGACAUGGAAGCGCUGGGCUGGAGCCAGCUGCAGAGCCCAGCCAAGACUCAAAACUCGUGUCUUCUCACCAGGAUAAUGUGCCCGUUGUUUGUAGCAGUGUAAUUUCUCUUGGAAGCAGAAACACUUUGUACCAGAGCACCUCCAAACUGCAGCGAGGAGUCCAGAACCACCGUUUUCCAUUUUUAUAUGAUUUAUAAGGAAAGAUUAAAGCCAUGUUGACCCCUCACAGCCACGGGCGCUGGCUGACCCUCAUCGUGUCUGUCUUCCCCACAGAGAACUAAGCGGGACGCAGGGGUUUGGUUCUCGAUAGAUGUCCAGCUAUUGCACCAUCGUCCUCUUAGAUCAUUCUGAAGAACACACCCUCCCUUUAGUUUGUCGGGGGAUAUGAAUUAUUCUCAGGAAGAAUAUAAUGAACUGUACAGUUACUUUGACCUAUUAAAAAGGUGUUGCCGUAA